CGCUUCGCAGGAGGAACGAUGAUCCGGCGGCUGUCGAAGGUGGCGGACUCCUCCCAGUGCGAGUUCCUACGGCGAAUGCGGCGGCGGCGGCUGCCGUGGAGGGAGUCCAUAUCGGCGGCGGCGGAGGGGCACGUGCCGGUUUGCGUAGGGGAGGAGAUGGAGCGGUUCGAGGUCCCGACCGCGAUGCUGAGCCGGCCGAUCUUCCUGGAGCUGCUCCGCCGGUCGGCUCAGGAGUACGGCUACGAACAGAGCGGCGUUCUCCGCAUCCCCUGCCCCGCCUCGCUCUUCCGCCGGCUCCUCGCCGCCGAGAGGCGGAAGCAAGCGACGGCGGAGGAGGCGGAGGAGCUGCUCCGGUCCUUCGAUGAGUGGUUGCUGUCGUCGGAAGCGAACUUUUUUGUUUCAUGAUUUGUCCCUGUGUGGACAUUAAUGCCUACUUCCGACGAUCGACUUUGGCUAUUUCUCAUGUAAAUUUUGAUUUGCGUACCAUGAAAAUCUAUUCAA
Messenger RNA from Zingiber officinale, 501 nucleotides. RefSeq names its product auxin-responsive protein SAUR71-like. The transcript has a single exon. Lineage: Eukaryota; Viridiplantae; Streptophyta; Magnoliopsida; Zingiberales; Zingiberaceae. The record is from RefSeq and is a predicted model, not a curated record. The coding region runs from base 19 to 405 and encodes 128 amino acids. Gene Ontology annotation, biological process: response to auxin.